AAAAAAUAGAAUUUUAUUUUAUUACACUUUUGAAUAAUGUUGAAUCCGCUUGCACAUGACUUUAAACCUGUAGUUCUUGCAGCACCACCCGAGCAAACUACUGUAAAUAAACCAAAGAAAAAACCAGCAGCCAAGAAAGCGGCGCCAAAAAAAGCAGAACAAAAGCGGGAGACACCCAAGAAAGUAGAGGGACCCAAAAAAGCCGAGGCUCCCAAAAAGAUAGAGGCCAAGACAGAGGCCAAAAAGAAAAAAGGCACUAAACAACCCACUGGAGCAAGCCAUGGCAAGAGAAGGGAUUCGCAGGCGAAUCCAACACAAGAAACUUCUUUGGCUGUGGAAUGGGUAGAAUCGGCCUUUAUUGCGAUUGAAGCAGCUAUAGAUCCUAUACGCCUUAUAGACAAGUCGAGUAAAAAAUUAUUCGAGCAUGGAUACGAACGAUACAUUGAUUGGAUUAAUCGAUCUUUAAAUAGCUUUGAUACGGUGACGCUAGUUGGGAUGGAGAAUGCGAUUGUUGAUAUCGUUUCACUGGUGACUAUUAUGCAGGACCGAAAGAUAGCAGUGCACGAUGAUGUGGAGACGUUUACAAUGAAUGCAGGAAAAGGCAAAUUGACAAGCUGCAUCCAAGUUAAAUUGCACUCAUAUUUUUAGUUCCCCUCCCCAUUUACCAAUUUUGGGCUUUUUUUAAUCAAAAAGGGUCUUGAAUAGGAGGAUGACCUACCCCUCUUUUCUUACCUCCUAA
Messenger RNA from Mucor mucedo, 739 nucleotides. RefSeq lists its product as uncharacterized. NCBI's taxonomy places the organism in Eukaryota, Fungi, Mucoromycota, Mucoromycetes, Mucorales, Mucoraceae. Gene Ontology annotation, molecular function: nucleic acid binding. The transcript has 3 exons. The record is from RefSeq and is a predicted model, not a curated record. The coding region runs from base 37 to 648 and encodes 203 amino acids.